This is a messenger RNA of Elephantulus edwardii (Cape elephant shrew), 2170 nucleotides long. RefSeq names its product ariadne RBR E3 ubiquitin protein ligase 1 (gene ARIH1). Gene Ontology annotation, cellular component: cytoplasm; ubiquitin ligase complex; nucleus. The record is from RefSeq and is a predicted model, not a curated record. Gene Ontology annotation, biological process: positive regulation of proteasomal ubiquitin-dependent protein catabolic process; ubiquitin-dependent protein catabolic process; protein polyubiquitination. The transcript is spliced from 14 exons. Gene Ontology annotation, molecular function: ubiquitin conjugating enzyme binding; ubiquitin protein ligase activity; zinc ion binding. The coding region runs from base 313 to 1974 and encodes 553 amino acids. NCBI's taxonomy places the organism in Eukaryota, Metazoa, Chordata, Mammalia, Macroscelidea, Macroscelididae.
GCUCAGUAGCGGUAGCAGCGGCCGUGGAGGUGGCGCUGGGGACUGUUUUCUCUCGGAGGCCGGAGCAGAGCCGCGUCUGACUGAGGCGGGCAGCGAGAGGUCCCCUCGCUCCCUCCCUCCUCCGCGCCCUCCCCGCCGCCGCCAGCCACCAACUGCCAACCGCCGCGCCCGGGGAGGAGCCGCGGCCCGCGGGGCCGGAGGCAGGCCUGCGUCCGGACAUCCACCGGAGCCGGAGCGAGAGCCGGGGCCUCGGCGUCCCCGCCCUCUCCCCUCCUCAGGGCCAACGUCCGCCGGCCCCUUGCGCGUCGCGCCAUGGACUCGGACGAGGGUUACAACUACGAGUUCGACGAAGACGAGGAGUGCAGCGAAGAGGACAGCGGCGCCGAGGAGGAGGAGGAUGAAGACGAGGACGAGCCGGAUGAUGAUAACCUGGAUCUGGGCGAGGUGGAGCUGGUGGAGCCCGGCUUGGGCGUCGGCGGGGAGCGGGACGGACUGCUGUGCGGGGAGACGGGCGGCGGCGGCGGCAGCGCUCUGGGGCCGGGCGGCGGCGGCGGCGGCGGAGGCGGCGGGCCAGGGCACGAGCAGGAAGAGGAUUACCGCUAUGAAGUGCUCACGGCCGAGCAGAUCCUGCAACACAUGGUGGAAUGUAUCCGGGAGGUCAACGAGGUCAUCCAGAAUCCAGCAACUAUCACAAGAAUACUCCUUAGCCACUUCAAUUGGGAUAAAGAGAAGCUAAUGGAAAGGUACUUUGAUGGAAACCUGGAGAAGCUCUUUGCUGAGUGUCAUGUAAUUAAUCCAAGUAAAAAGUCUCGAACACGCCAGAUGAAUACAAGGUCAUCGGCACAGGAUAUGCCUUGUCAGAUCUGCUACUUGAACUACCCUAACUCGUAUUUCACUGGUCUUGAAUGUGGCCAUAAGUUCUGCAUGCAGUGCUGGAGUGAAUAUUUAACUACCAAAAUAAUGGAGGAAGGCAUGGGACAGACGAUUUCAUGUCCUGCUCAUGGUUGUGAUAUCUUGGUGGAUGACAAUACAGUUAUGCGCCUGAUCACAGAUUCAAAAGUUAAACUAAAGUAUCAGCAUUUAAUAACGAAUAGCUUUGUAGAGUGCAAUCGACUGUUAAAGUGGUGUCCUGCCCCAGAUUGCCACCAUGUUGUUAAAGUCCAAUAUCCUGAUGCUAAACCUGUUCGCUGCAAAUGUGGGCGCCAGUUUUGCUUUAACUGUGGAGAAAAUUGGCAUGAUCCUGUUAAAUGUAAGUGGUUAAAGAAAUGGAUUAAAAAGUGUGAUGAUGACAGUGAAACCUCCAAUUGGAUUGCAGCCAACACAAAGGAAUGUCCCAAAUGCCAUGUCACAAUUGAGAAGGAUGGCGGUUGUAAUCACAUGGUCUGUCGUAACCAGAAUUGUAAAGCAGAGUUUUGCUGGGUGUGUCUUGGCCCUUGGGAACCACAUGGAUCUGCCUGGUACAACUGUAACCGCUAUAAUGAGGAUGAUGCAAAGGCAGCACGAGAUGCGCAGGAGCGAUCGAGGGCAGCCCUGCAGAGGUACCUGUUCUACUGUAACCGCUAUAUGAAUCACAUGCAGAGUCUACGCUUUGAGCACAAACUAUAUGCUCAGGUGAAGCAGAAAAUGGAGGAGAUGCAACAGCACAACAUGUCCUGGAUUGAAGUGCAGUUCUUGAAGAAAGCAGUUGAUGUCCUCUGCCAGUGUCGUGCCACACUCAUGUACACUUAUGUCUUCGCCUUCUACCUCAAAAAGAAUAACCAGUCCAUUAUCUUUGAGAAUAACCAAGCAGAUCUAGAAAAUGCCACAGAGGUGCUUUCGGGCUACCUGGAACGAGAUAUUUCCCAAGAUUCUCUACAGGAUAUAAAGCAAAAGGUUCAAGAUAAGUACAGAUACUGUGAGAGUCGACGAAGGGUUUUGUUACAGCAUGUGCAUGAAGGCUAUGAGAAAGAUCUGUGGGAGUACAUUGAGGACUGAGAAUGGCCCUGCAUAAAAUGAACUCUGAAAACUUUACCAUCUAGAGUGCUCAUGCAAUUAAAGCAAACAAAACAAAACAAACACAAAAAGGAGGCACUAAGCCUCUUCUGACACCGAUGGUCUGUAGUACCGGAAUUCUGUUUUGUUAACGGAAAGUUUAAGUAAAUUAUAUUGUAAUAAAAAAAGGUAGAUAAAC